AACUUAAUGUGUGACUGUGACAGGGGGCGGGUUAGAAUUGUGAUCGUUCGGGGCCCUGGGGGCUAUUGCCGCUGGAGCACGGAGCUUGUUACAGCGCUAUGUCUGAUGGGUUUGAGCGGGCCCCUGGGGCCGGGAGGAGCAGAGGACGUGGGUCGGGAGGGGGGAGAGGUCGCGGGUGGGGAGUAGAAGCGGCGGAGGGAGGGAAAAUACCGGCCUUCAGCGGGGCCUUGGGUGCUGGGGAUGAGCCUGGGAGAGCCAAAGCCGUGGGGAGCCAACAACAGCAGCAACAACAGCAGCAGGAGCCACUAAGGCCGCCUCGCACUGGGCCGCCUGGAGGAGGAGGAGAUGCAGGAGCAGCACAGACAAGUCAGGAAAGGUCUUCACCACCGGCCCAGUUGUCUCCUCACACUUACUCAAUGGCCGUAUCCAAAGCACAGCCUGCAGAUCCUGGGAGACUCCUCUCAAAUCUGUCUGUGAAUGCUGCCGAGUUCUACCCCUCAGGAUAUUCUGUAGAAGCCAAUAACUGUGUUGAAGAGAACGGCUGCUGUCCAGUGCUUCCUGAGGCGACACUUGCAGAGUACGUGCAAGACUUUUUAAACCAUUUAACUGAGCAGCCUGGAAGUUUUGAGGCAGAAAUCUUCCCCUUCUCCGAUGUACUGAUUAACUGUGUUACUACAGAUGAGUUGUUACAAGAACUCGUUGAACUUAUUUACCAGCAGGCCACUUCUGUUCCAAACUUCUCUUACACGGGAGCACGACUGUGCAAUUACCUGUCAAAUAAUCUGCACAUUAACCCACGGAACCAGAACUUCAGGCAAUUAUUACUGAAGAGGUGUCAAAAAGAAUUUGAUAAAAGGGAUCAGGCAGCAAAGGGUGAUGGUGCCACCAGAAAGCAAUUCCAUGCCUUUGUACUCUUCCUGGGAGAGCUCUAUCUCAAUCUGGAGAUCAAGGGAGCAAAAGGCCAAGUAACUCGGGCUGCAAUUCUGCAAAGUGGCCUCCAAGAACUACUGAAUUCUCUGUUCUCUAAUCCAGUGGAUGAUAACCUGAUGUGUGCAGUCAAACUACUGAAGUUAACAGGGUCCAUUUUAGAAGAUGCUUGGAAAGAAAAAGGGUUGUCGUGUAUGGACCAAGUGAUGCAGAGGAUGAAGAAUGUGGUUCUGGAUGCAAACUGUAGCAGAGAUGUAAAGCAGAUGCUCUUGAAACUGGUGGAAUUGCGUUCAAGUAACUGGGGCAGGGUCCAUGCUGCUUCCACCUUCAAAGAAGCCACUCCAGAAAAUGAUCCCAACUAUUUCAUGAAUGAACCAACAUUUUACACAUCUGAAGGAGUCCCCUUUACUGCAGCAGAUCCAGAUUACCAGGAAAAGUACCAGGAGCUUAUGGACCGGGAAGAUUUCUUUCGGGAUUAUGAUGAAAAUGGAACAGACUUUUCCGGUGGAGGAGACCCGUACUUUGAAGAUUAUGAUGAUGACGAUGAUGAGAUGGAUCCUGAAAUGGAAGAGGCCUAUGAGAAGUUCUGCUUGGAGUCAGAACGUAAGAAGAAACAGUGAAGCUUUAGGCAUGCCUUAGUCACCCUGUAGGCCAGGGACAUCAUCCUCUCCGCCAUGUUGUAGUGUUGAACUACAGCUCCCCCCCCUCCCCAGUGGCAGGCGAAAGAAGCUGCACGCUGUGGGCCAUAAUAGCCGAAAGCCCCACGGGGGGGCAUCUCUGGUAUGAUGUUUAGCAAACAGGGGCAACAUCUCAUUAUUAAACCAAAUUUCUAAGGAUAAAGCAUUCAGUUUGUGCAAACGCUCUCUGUUCAACCGAAUGCCGCCCGUUGUAAACGGAUAACCCUGUAAGUUACAAUGAAAGUUUGUGUAUAUAUUAGUUUAUUUUAUGUACAGAUAAAGAGAAGAAAAAAAAAGUGAGAUGCGUUUUUGGCUGCAAUAAAAAUUUCAUUUCAAGGA
Messenger RNA from Xenopus laevis (African clawed frog), 1943 nucleotides. RefSeq names its product poly(A) binding protein interacting protein 1 L homeolog (gene paip1.L). NCBI's taxonomy places the organism in Eukaryota, Metazoa, Chordata, Amphibia, Anura, Pipidae. The record is from RefSeq and is a predicted model, not a curated record. Gene Ontology annotation, biological process: positive regulation of translation; regulation of translational initiation. The transcript has 11 exons. Gene Ontology annotation, molecular function: translation activator activity; RNA binding. Gene Ontology annotation, cellular component: cytoplasm. The coding region runs from base 99 to 1547 and encodes 482 amino acids.